UGUCAGCUUCUCAUACCGUCUCCCCUACAUUUACUCUCUGUCAUGGAGAAAACUACCUGCACAAACCUCACCGACGUCGUGCGCUCGGUGCAGCUGCUCAAGGUCAACGGCUACUCCAUGACCAAGACCAUGGACAGCGAGGAGGGCUGCAUCAAAUCCAGGUGGAAUGUCGAUGGGUAUGAGUGGGAAAUCCGCUUGUAUUCUGCAGGUUUGCCUGGCCACGGUGGCUUCUACAGUUCGUGGAUAGCAAUGGAGCUCGUCUUCCUCAGCGAAGCCCGCGCGCGCAACGUGAAGGCGACCCUAGGCUAUCGCCUGGUAGAUCCGAUUCCGACAGCGAGGCUUAAUAAAUUUUCAGAAGAAAGGAGGCAUACAAAAAUUAUUUACGAUUCACAUGAUAGCUCGUCUCCACAUCUGAUCAUUCAGACAUCUGAUCUAGAAAGCUGGCGCUAUAUCAUGGACGACUCGUUCACAGUGCAGUGCACCAUCACCGUGCUCAAGGAGAUUCCUGAUCUGGCGACAAUCUCAGCUAAAGAAGUGCAGGUGCCAUCCUCCAACUUGCACGAGCACCUCGGCGACCUCCUGAAGAGCGAGACCGGAGCGGACGUCACAUUUGUUGUCUCUGGUGAGUCCUUUGCCGCGCAUAAGGCCAUACUUGCCGGAAGGUCCCCCGUGCUCAUGGCGGAAUUCUUCGGGGAUAUGAAGGAAACGAGGUCUCCAUGUGUGGAGAUCAAGAACAUGGAGGCGACGGCCUUCAAGGCCAUGCUGCACUUCAUCUACACUGACACUCUGCCGGUACUUGCUGAUAAUCUGUCUGAGACGUUGGUGGUUAUGGCUCAGCAUCUGCUGGCAGCCGCUGAUAGGUAUGGACUGGACAAGCUCAAGCUGAUUUGUGAACGCAAGCUCGCCGGUGGCAUUAGCGUCAGCACGGCUGCGACGACUCUAGCUCUAGCAGAGCAGCACAACUGUUCCCUGCUCAAGGCAAAGUGCUUAGAGUUCAUUGUUAGGACUGCAGCCACUCUUGAUGCUGUCAUGGCGACAGAGGGGUACAGGCACCUGGAGGCAAGCUGCCCUUUGGUGCUGCGUGAGCUUCUGAAAUGUGCCCGUGGGAGAAAGCGUAGCUAG
Molecule: messenger RNA, 1122 nt
Organism: Lolium perenne
Lineage: Eukaryota; Viridiplantae; Streptophyta; Magnoliopsida; Poales; Poaceae
Source: RefSeq, a predicted model, not a curated record